AAGCAAUCAGCAAAAGUCACUGCAAUAAUUAUUUUUUAAUUUUCAGUGUGUCUUUACUGGAAGUUGUAAAUAGAUUAAUAAUAAAAAUUCAAACAAAGCUAACUUUUAAAUAUUAUAGUUAAAGACAUGAUGAUGUACUGAUUAUCGAUUGUGUAAAAAAAAGUGAUGAUUGAAUAUAUAGUGCGUGCCUUGUGAAACAAAAAGCAAUCGUCGCGUUAUAGUAACCAACGCCAUUUUGAGGCGAAUUUUUGUAUUGUGCCAGGUAUUUCGCAAUCUUUUAAAUUUCGGCAGCAAAAAGGAGUGUUUUGUGAAAUUUAAAUUGAUUUAUGCACGAAGAAAAUUGGUGGGCGGCGACCCAGCACAACUUCUUGGUGACUAGUCGUAUCGAACCUACAUGUCCUGAGAUAGCGGUUGCCGAGGAUGGCCCUAGGCGGCAAAAGCGUUCUAAUUAACUGACGGACACUGCAGGCUCACAGCUGCCGCAUUCUAUAAAAAUGCCUCGACCAGGCAGUCUCAAAGACCCUGAUAUAGCAGAAUUAUUCAGUAGACAUGAUCCUGAGAAGAUCUUUGAAGAUCUACGAGAAAUUGGCCAUGGAUCCUUUGGUGCAGUGUACUAUGCUCGUUGCAAUCUCACUAAAGAGAUUGUUGCCAUUAAAAAGAUGUCUUAUUUAGGAAAACAAAGUGAAGAAAAAUGGCAAGAUAUUCUAAAAGAGAUUAAAUUUCUUAAGCAAUUGGAUCAUCCUAAUACAAUUGAAUACAAGGGCUGUUACAAGAGAGAGCAUACAGCAUGGCUAGUAAUGGAGUACUGUGUUGGCUCAGCUUCUGACAUUAUUGAGGUGCACAAGAGACCACUACGCGAAGAGGAAAUAGCUGCAAUAUGUGAGGGCGUAGUGUGUGGUUUAUCUUACUUACACAGCCUCGGUCGAAUACAUCGUGACAUCAAAGCGGGAAAUAUUCUUCUUACGGAGAAUGGAACUGUUAAGCUCGCCGACUUUGGAAGCGCCAGUAUUAAAUGCCCGGCCAAUAGUUUUGUAGGCACGCCCUACUGGAUGGCCCCAGAAGUUAUUUUAGCCAUGGACGAGGGGCAGUAUGAUGGAAAAGUGGAUGUAUGGUCACUUGGCAUAACAUGUAUCGAGUUGGCGGAGAGGAAACCGCCAUAUUUUAACAUGAACGCGAUGUCAGCACUUUAUCACAUUGCGCAGAAUGACUCCCCUGCUCUAUCGGCACCUGAAUGGACGGACACAUUCCGCUACUUUGUCGAGGCGUGUCUUCAAAAGAAUGCACAAGACAGGCCAUCUUCCACCAGGCUGCUUUCGCAUCCUUAUAUUACGAGGCCACGUUCACCAACUGUCCUGGUUGACUUGAUACAAAGGACAAAGGCUGCUGUAAGGGAUUUGGACAACCUGAACUACCGCAAGAUGAAGAAGAUUCUCAUGGUUGAUGGUGAUAAUGAGAGUGCAAUUGGAGAUAGUGAAGAAACGCCCGAGGAGCCAUCGGGUGGAGAUAGUUCGAAGUCAAACUCCGCAACAUCGGAACAUAGUGCUGCAGGAGCCUCUAGCCAGAGCUCAUCUUCUGGUAGUCUUAGGAGAAGACCUCAUGCUAUGAACGCGAAUCAUCAGAAUCAACAACAGCCUGUGUAUCAGCAAUAUAAUCACCAACCAUCUCAUCAAUCGAGAGCACGUACAAUCGCACGCAAACGCGCACGUAAAUGGUAUAAUUCAUGUUGGUGUGUACGCAGAGACGAUUCGGCCGAUGACUACGUGAAUCGCGAUGUGCUUCGGGACUACGCUAAUCGCGAUUCACUCGGCGAUGAGGGGUAUAGCGAUGACUACGCGAAUAGAGAGGCUAUUAGGGAAGCCCAACGCGAGAGGGAGAGGGAGAGGCAGGCGAACGAGUAUCGGGAGUACGUGAAUGCGCCGUCCACGUGGCACGACACGGGAGAUGAUAACCGCAACACGCAGCGGCGGCAGACUCAUAGGGGUGUUAGUAAUAACGUGUCUGCGGCAAUAUCGUUGAUAUCGGAACACGGCGCAAACAACUUCGCAACGAUACGGACUACCAGUAUUGUUACCAAACAACAGAAGGAACAUAAUCAGGAGAUGCAUGAACAAAUGUCAGGCUACAAGCGUAUGCGUCGCGAGCAUCAAGCGGCUCUCUUGAAGCUCGAAGAGCGAUGCAAGGCAGAUGUAGACGCUCAUAAGGCGCAACUGGAUCGAGAAUAUGAUGCCUUGUUGCAACAGCUCUCUAGAGAUCUAGAACGAUUGCAGACUAAACACGUUCAAGAACUGGAGCGUAAGCAAAAACAGAAUGCAGCUGCAGAGAAGAAAUUGGUUAAAGACAUCACGGCGCGGCAGGAGCAAGACAAGAAGGCCUUCGAAGCGCAACGCAAGAAGGAGUACAAGGCCAACAAGGAGAGGUGGAAAAAGGAACUCAGUAUGGAUGACGCCACGCCUAAGAGACAGCGGGAUGCGACCUUACAAUCGCAGAAGGAUAACAUGAAGCAAGCAGAAGCUGCCGAUGAGGCCCGAAUGGUGCGCUCUCAGCGGGAGUACCUCGAACUGGAACUGCGUCGGUACAAGCGAAGGCGUAUGCUGGCUCUGCACCACAAGGAGCAGGAACUGCUCAGAGAAGAACUAAAUAAGCGCCAACACCAGUUAGAGCAAGCGCACGCAAUGCUACUACGUCACCACGAGAAGACGCAAGAGUUGGAAUAUAGACAACAAAAGGGUGUUCAUGCUUUGAGAGAGGAACAGUUAUCAAACCAACACGCAACGGAACUGGCUAACCAGCGUGAUUACAUGCAGCGAGCGGAGCAUGAACUACGCAAGAAGCAUGCGCUGCAGCUCAAACAACAACCCAAGAGUCUUAAGCAAAAAGAAAUGCAGAUCCGAAAGCAAUUCCGAGAGACAUGCAAAAUACAGACGCGUCAGUACAAAGCUCUCAAGGCGCAGAUAUUACAGACGACGCCAAAGGAACAACAGAAAGAGGUGAUUAAAUCCUUAAAAGACGAAAAACGACGCAAGCUGGUAUUAUUGGGGGAGCAGUACGACCAGAGCAUUAGUGAGAUGCUGCAAAAGCAGACUGUGCGACUCGAUGAGAGCCAAAUGAUGGAGUGUCAGCAGCUCAAGAUGCAGCUUGAGCAUGAGUUAGACAUGUUGAGUGCUUACCAGAGUAAGAGCAAGAUGCAGGCGGAAGCACAGCGCAACAGGGAGAGACGGGAACUCGAGGAGAGAGUCGCCGUGAGACGCGCCUUGUUGGAGCAAAAGAUGGAGUCUGAGUGUGCGCAGUUCCUAGCAGAGCGCGGUGAGCGCACGCGCAUGUUGCACGAGCGACACGAGAGGGAACUUGAACAGUUUGACAGUGAGAGCGCACGUCUUGGCUUCAGUGCAAUGGCAAUAGCAGAAGGCAGCCGAGAGGGUUACGGUGAAGAAGAGCAGUCUCUUUCGGGUUCGAUGCUCUCCCUCGCACACAGCAACUCUUCAGCCAGCUUCCCGGCCGGAUCGCUGUAAACCGAGACUGUUACACCCUUUAGAUAGAUAAUACUUGCCUCUAGCUUCACAAUUCCCAAAUCCUAACAGAGGGAACCCACUGGAUAACCUAUAAAUGCGAAAGUAAACUUUAAGCUUAAACUACACUAUAUUCGGAAUCUUGAAAGACAAUCGUAGAAGUCGCAGCUCAAGUUUUUAAAUAUUCAAAGGGAGUCAAUUGUCUCAAAUUCCUUUCGCAUUUCGUUCCGUUGCAACACAACCAUACAGGGUUAUAACGGUAUUAUUAACUAUAAAUAUAAGUACAGUGGUACAUUUCCGGUUCCAAUUAACGACUUGUAUCAGUUAAGUUCAGUUGGUUGGAAUAGGAGCUUUCGGUGUAAGCCCUCCCGUUCCUCAAAUAUUGAAGGGUAGUAAAACAUUAUUUGUCGUUUAAAUACUAUUUUGAACGAUUUUAAAAACUCGAUAGUAUGUCAUAAUAUUUUUAAAUUUUCAUCUAUGCUCUAAUUUUAAUAGAAAGGUUAUCGAUAAUUGUUACUCACGUAAAGAGAUAGCUAUGAAAGUCAAAAGUUGUGACUAAAAUCGUCACAGAAUUAUAACCGUUAAAAUUUAGUUGCAUGUUUAAUUUUAAAAGCACAAGUUGCUUAAUGCCAUAGCGUGCCAAAGUUUCAGAUUAUGUACCUACCCUUCUUUUUUGAGAUUUUAAAACUACCUUCAUAAUUUUGUAAAUUUUAUUUGUCUUCCAAAAAUCGUCAGUAUUUAAAUUUCGGGGGCUUCUUAAGUUAACAGAUAAAUUUAUGUGGAUCGGUCGCUUUUGACAAUGUUUUGUACUUUUUUUUUUCAAGUUUAAAUAAGAUUGUUUACUGUUACGUCUUUGUAUAUUAGUGUGAUGGAUGACGUGAAAAUGACGCUUUUAGUAAUUUUAAAUCGGCUUCGUCGAUCUAGGCUUAAAAAUAUCGUAGUCAAUUGAUGACAUUUGGAAUUAUGGCGAACCAUCGAUAUUGCAUGCGGAUCAAAAUUGCACCGUCCAACUAUAAAUCACUAGAACAACGAAUCUGGAAUUGCUCGGUCGUUGAGCAACAAAUUGUGUACCAUUUGUACCGAAUUUUCAAUAUGUGAAAUAUUGAAUUUUUUAUACAAAUGUGUUUCAACAAUUUCUGCUCGAGACAUUGUUCUGUUUCUCUCAAUCGUGUAUUUAGCCGCAUAGUUUUAGCCAUAUUUUCAUGGGAUGGUAUUCGCAAAGGGCUAUUAAUAGGCAUCAUUUAACAUUGGGUGUAUGACAAUGAACAAAUAGUUAGAGAGUUGGAAGAUCGUUAAAAACUUGCCACAAACAAAAACUGAUAAAAUGCAUCCAGUGGUCAUACGAUCUUUUUGUACGCUUAAGUUUGACAAAAGGCAUUAUAAUUUUAGGCGCCCGCGGCCUGCGUUAUCUAGAUAGUCAAAAUUUUUAAAUUCAUAUCAUUAGUUUACUUUAGGUACAAUUCUUGGACUGAUUACUUUGGCCUAUUAAGUUUUUAGACAAUUUUUUUUAUUAAGAACAGGUGCUGUUACUGCCAUUUAUCGUCCUUUAAAAGCAUCCGAGCAUAUUUUAAUCUUCGGACACUUUUUGUAAAUAACGGGAAAUUCGCCUUACGGGCCGCGGGCGGCGUCUGUACAUAAAGAACAAUAAUAUAUAAUAAUUAACUUUAGAUAGAGUAAGCGCGUAUGUAUGUGUACAAUGAAAGUACGAUGUGCUAUUUCCUAGAUGUGUAGAGACAUCUAAGCUUACCAGUCAUGUAUAGACGACUAUUUAAUUUAACGCCGAUUUUAGUCAUAAAUACCCAAAUUUAGUUAAUAUGUUUAUCACAUUUGUAAGCAUCACACGAUGUGAUAAUGUCUUUUUUGAGUCUGUUAGUAUUAAUUUCUAUAUGAGAGGUAUGUUGUGUACAUGUUGUAUUUAAGCGUUUAUCGCAGCAUAUGUUAUGUAGCCCCAAACCCCACUGACCAAUAAAUGACAAUAAUCAGCCUAACUUUGUGGUCAUCUUGUCUCUUGUGGAAAGUCCUAUGGAGUGCAGUGGUGGUCCCUUACGUCAAUAGCAUUUGAAUGACUAUUGGCGAAUGCGAGUCCAGUGAAUUUAGUUUGAUCGAGAAUUUCACGGCCAUCAUUGUACUCUCCCAGGUGUUAGAAGCACGA
This is a messenger RNA of Pieris rapae (cabbage white), 5658 nucleotides long. It is a transcript of the gene Tao, whose product is annotated as serine/threonine-protein kinase Tao. The transcript has 21 exons. Gene Ontology annotation, biological process: protein phosphorylation. The record is from RefSeq and is a predicted model, not a curated record. Lineage: Eukaryota; Metazoa; Arthropoda; Insecta; Lepidoptera; Pieridae. The coding region runs from base 495 to 3509 and encodes 1004 amino acids. Gene Ontology annotation, molecular function: ATP binding; protein kinase activity.